This is a messenger RNA of Nothobranchius furzeri (turquoise killifish), 2427 nucleotides long. The record is from RefSeq and is a predicted model, not a curated record. Lineage: Eukaryota; Metazoa; Chordata; Actinopteri; Cyprinodontiformes; Nothobranchiidae.
GCAUACGGAAGCAAUGUGAUGACGUCAUCGCCAAGGCGGAGAACGGGUUCUGUACAUGGACAGUUUCCCCGCCAGCUGGAGAUUAUAAAUGUCAGCGAAAAACGAAACUUAUUGUUCUUUUGUCCAGUUUACCUGGCGGUGAAGGACACGCUCGUUGCACGCUCCAAUCCACGUGAGCACGCGGGAGGCCUGGCGGCUUAAGUGGAUCAAACACCGAACCGCUGAAAAGCAGGGUUUGGAAACCCAGCAGAUCUGCUCUCUUUUGCUCAACUCCAGCUGAUGUGCGAGGACACAGAACCUGGCUGGGAAACAGCGGAGCUCCAUCAGACCGACGGGAAGACACUCGUUGCCCACCGGACAGCGUGCGAGGCCUGGCUGUCGGAGUGGACGAAGCCGAACUGCGGAUAAAACAAUGGAGGACCAUCAGAUCUGCAGCGGCUCCUUCAUCUUUGUCAAUAAAGCCAUUUGACAUUGAGGAGUGUAUUCCUUCAUGAAGGAGCCAUGGUGGUCGUCAGAUGCUCCGUUCCAGCCUGUACGUUCGCCACCGACGACGUGUCAGAGGCUCUCGCCGUGGCGCUGCUGGCAAACCAUGGCCUGGCCCAUCAGAGCUGGACCGAACCCGCUGCGCCCGUUCGGGCCCCGGGCCUGCCUGGCCCUGCGCUGGAUCGACCGAGAGUGGAUAUCGGCAUGUCCAUCGAGGAAUGGAACGUUUUUACAUGCCGCUGGGACCUCUUCCGUGCUGGCUCAGGCAUAGGUGAUGCCCAGGCCCCCUUCCAGCUGUUUCAGUGUGCCCGUCCGGAACUUGGGGACAGUUUGCUAAAGGCUAACCCGGAUGCUGCAACUGGACCGGUUGAGACUCUGCUGGCUGCCAUGCGCUCUCUGACGGUGAUACCGGUUGCCACAUGCGUUCUGAGGACUGAACUGCUUCAACUACGCCAGGAUCGUGACAAGCCCUUUCAUGCAUUUGCCGCCAGGGUGCGUGGCAAGGCAGAAACCUGCACCUACAACGCUGUGUGCGGAUGCGGGCAGUCAGUUGACUAUUCUGAUCAUAUUAUUCGUGAUGUACUGAUUAAUGGGAUUAAUGACUCUGAUAUACGAAGGGACAUGUUGAGGACUCAUGAUGUUCUGUGUAAGUCUGUGAAUAAUAUUAUAGCACUGGUGGAGAACAGAGAAAUGGCUCGCAAUGCCCUCCCCUCCUCCAGCCUGUCAGCCAAGUCCUCGUUCAGGCGCAGACAAGCUAUGCCACCAUCAGGGCCUGCUUCCUCUCCGGCCCCACCAGACAGGUCUGCUAGGGCUAUAUGCCCUGAUUGUAAAGUGUCUUUCUGUGUUUUUUCUGAGGGAUCUCGGGGUUGGAACACCAAGCCUCAUUGAAUGUGUGCCGACUGCUUCCGGGCCCGGAAGAGACGGGCACGGCACCAGCCACACAUGGACGGACAACAGGCUGCUGUAGGCUAUGGGCGAAUGGAAUGCGACUGAUAAUGAGGAGUCGGUGCAUAUGGCGUCCAUUUGCAGUGACGAACUGGAGUCUGCUGCCAUUGCAUGGCCACUCUUUGCACAUGUAACCAGGUCACCUUAGUUCCCGGAAGUAAUUCUGGUUGUACGUGUCAUGCCGCUGACACAGGAGAGGCCAGGUGUGUAAUCAGAGGGCUGCUAUAAUUAGGGCAGCUGGGGUCUAGCCGCAAAAGCCGAAUGCCUCGCUUUGGGUGCAGACGUGGGUGCAGCUAAGUGGUGAGUGACCUGGCUUUGCUUUAUUUUAGUUAAAUAAAGGUUAUAUUCUUAAUCGGUUUCUCUUUAUGAAGUGUGAGCAGGACUGAGGGGUGAACAACCGGGAAUUUACAUUGGCAAGCGGUCGGCCGAUGAGGUAUGGGUUUAGAACAUUCAUAGCAUUUUUGUGCUUCGUUAGAAUACGAUUAACUAUGUGUGUUUGUUCACAGAUCUUAGCCUGCUACUGUUUUCCCAGUUCUUCUUAUUAAACCUUUUCCGGUUUUAUUUUAUAAUUAGUCGUCUUCUCUAGAGGGGGAAGGAAGGAACACUUUUAUGAGACUGGUGGUUAACAUUGAGGACAGAGCUGUCUCUGGGAGGGUAGUCGUUUCUUUUAGAGUAUCCGCUGUAGGGGUUUGUCGGGGGUUUUACUCACUUCUGGGUGGCGUGUGUAUGAGCUUUAGUUAAAGGGAGCACUGGGUGUUUUUCUUUAUAUUAUUGUCUUUUGUGUCGGUUCCCUACAGCGGCCUUGUGCUUUUAAAUAGUGGUUGGAUGGCGUUGUGUGUGUAGUCCCAGGGCCAGCAUUGUCGUCGCUCCUCCCUCCUCUCGUGUUUAGAGUUUUUAGUGUUUAGAGUUUUAGUCUAUUUCUUUUAUCCCGACCUGGGUUGUUUUUAGUAAAUCUUCUGUGCUGUGUCUUAAAAAUAAAAUUGUUAAACUUGUGAAUAA